Perognathus longimembris pacificus (Pacific pocket mouse) is the source of this 1233-nucleotide messenger RNA. RefSeq names its product divergent protein kinase domain 1C (gene Dipk1c). NCBI's taxonomy places the organism in Eukaryota, Metazoa, Chordata, Mammalia, Rodentia, Heteromyidae. The record is from RefSeq and is a predicted model, not a curated record.
AUGGCGCGGGGCCGGGCGGCGCGGUGCGGGCGCUGCGGGCGCUGCGGGCGGCGCGCGCUCCUGGCCGCGGCCGCGUGGACGGCGGGCUGGGUGCUGGCGGCCGCGCUGCUGCUCCGCGCGCGCCCCGGCGUCCUCUCCGAGCGCUGCUCCGACGAGAAGGGCCGGCGCAUCCUGGACGCGCUGUGCGGGGACUACCGCGGCGGCUGGCUGGCGGGCUCGCUGUGCGCGGACCUGUGCGAGGCGGGGCGGCUGCGGUUCGAGCGCUGCCUGUCGUCGGAGCGCGGGAAGAAGGUGCUGCAGGCGCGGUGGCGCGGGCGGCCCGUGGUGCUCAAGUCCACGCGCGCGGCCUUCUCCAGCUUCCCGGCGCUGGGCGCGCUGGGCGCGGACGCGGCGGGGCGCGGCGGCCCGGGCGGCGCCUCGGCCGAGCUGCUCCUGCGGGUGGCGGGCGAGGUGCGCGGCGCCCUGGGCCUGCCGCCGUCGGCGGGGCGCGCGGGGCGGCGCGGGGGGCGGGCGGCCCGGCGGGGCGGCCGGGGCCCCGGCUGGCGGCGGCAGCUGGCCAGCGCCUGGUCGCUGCUGCAGCAGGAGGAGUUCGUGUACCUGAGCCUGCUGCAGGGCCUCAGCCGCCACGUGCUGCCCGUGCUCGGCUCCUGCGGCCACUUCUACGCCGUCGAGUUCCUGGCGCCCUUCCCGCUGGGCGCCGCCGGACCCCCGGGGGCGCGGGCCCGGGCCGCCGGCCGCAUCGCCCUCAGCUUCCUCGACAUGGUGGGCCACCUUACCGCGACCUUCGCCCACCGCCUCCACCUCUGCGACAUCAAGCCCGAGAACUUCGCCGUCAGGAGCGACUUCACGGUGGUGGCCAUCGAUGUGGACAUGGCCUUCUUUGAACCUAAGAUGAGGGAGAUCCUCGGGCAAAACUGCACCCGAGACGAAGACUGCAACUUCUUCGACUGUUUCUCGAGGUGUGACUUGCGAGUGAACAAGUGCGGAGCCCAGCGUGUCAACAGCAACCUACAGGUCAUCUGUGACAAGAUCUUUCGCGGGUGGUUCCCCUCCACGCUGCGGAGUCCCGUCAUCUCGGCCCAGCUGCAGCUGCAGCUCCGGCAGGCGGUGCAGGAGUGCGCGGACCCAGGCAGCCCCCCCGGGCCCUCCCGGGGAGCGGCCCCCGCCGUGUUCUGGAAGCUUCGGUGGCUUCUCCAGGCCGUCCUGAGGGAGCUGCGGGAAGCCGAGAAGUAG